Molecule: messenger RNA, 2000 nt
Organism: Camelina sativa (false flax)
Lineage: Eukaryota; Viridiplantae; Streptophyta; Magnoliopsida; Brassicales; Brassicaceae
Product: TOM1-like protein 5
Biological process (GO): protein transport to vacuole involved in ubiquitin-dependent protein catabolic process via the multivesicular body sorting pathway
Molecular function (GO): ubiquitin binding; phosphatidylinositol binding
Source: RefSeq, a predicted model, not a curated record
AAAAUCAAUUAACUGUAAGAUUAUACUAAUCUAAUCUCUAAUUAAAAAAGGUAAGCAGUACAAAGAAAAAACACUGUUUUUUUUACGAUUAAUUUAAAAGGAAAUUAAUUAAAUCGGUGAAAGAAGGAAGAAGAGGCGCAACAAAGGCUUCGUCUUUCAUUUUUUCUUUUCUUUUUUGCCGUGUCACACCGAUCUGGCUCUGUCUUCUUCUUCGUCUUCUUUACGUCUCUUUGAAAUGCUCAAAGCUGAUUAGGGUUUAUCAAACUCUUACUUAACUUUCUUGUUAUAUCUCCCUUUAGUUAUCCUCUCCGUCGUCUUCUCAGCUUAGCAGCUAUUGUGCAUUCAAACUAUACUUGGAAGCAAAACUCAUUUAACAGUCAAAUAUAACAAAAAAAAUGGCUGCGGAGCUUGUAAGUUCUGCGACAAGUGAGAAGCUUGCUGAUGUGGACUGGGCCAAAAACAUUGAGAUCUGUGAACUAGCUGCUCGAGAUGAAAGGCAAGCAAAAGAUGUUAUUAAGGCUAUCAAAAAACGCUUGGGAAGCAAGAACCCAAAUACUCAAUUAUAUGCUGUCCAGUUGCUGGAGAUGUUGAUGAAUAAUAUUGGAGAAAGUAUUCAUAAGCAGGUUAUAGAUACAGGUGUACUCCCUACACUUGUGAAGAUAGUAAAGAAAAAAUCGGAUUUGCCUGUAAGAGAGAGGAUUUUUCUUCUUCUUGAUGCAACUCAAACCUCCCUUGGUGGCGCUUCAGGAAAAUUCCCUCAGUAUUAUACAGCAUACUGUGAUUUAGUGCACGCAGGAGUUAAAUUUACUCAGAGACCUAAUGCUACACCAGUCGUGGUCACUGCUCAAGCUAUUCCAAGAAAUACGCUCAAUGAACAACUUGCAUCUGCUAGAAAUGAGGUGCCUGCUACUACUCAGCAGCGAGAAUCUCAAACUGUCUCGCCUUCGAGCAUUUUACAAAAGGCUAGUACUGCAUUAGAAGUUUUGAAGGAAGUGCUUGACGCAGUCGAUUCUCAAAAUCCUGAGGGGGCGAAAGAUGAGUUUACUCUUGAUCUUGUUGAGCAAUGUUCGUUUCAGAAAGAGCGUGUAAUGCACCUCGUCAUGACAUCAAGGGAUGAAAAAGCAGUUUCUAAAGCAAUUGAAUUGAAUGAGCAACUUCAGAGAAUUCUCAACAGACAUGAAGAUUUGCUGUCUGGUAGAAUCACAGUUCCUAGCAGGUCUACUACAUCCAAUGGAUAUAAUUCCAAUCUCGAACCUGUCCAUCCUAUCUUAAAUGGUCACCAGAAACCCGAGCUAAAGGCUUCUAAUGCAAAAACCGAAUCAAGCAGCUCCAUUUCUAACCAAGCCCAUCUUAAGCUUGAGGAAGAAGAUGAGGAAGAAGAGCCUGAGCAGUUAUUCAGAAGAUUGCGAAAAGGGAAAGCUAGAGCAAUGCCUGAGGAUGAAGAAGAGCCAUCACCUCCACAAGGCUUACCUGGAUCAGCAAUCCAUAACGAAAGACUUAACCGUCCACUUAUUCGUCCAUUACCAUCAGAGGAGGCAUCACGUGGUGGUGAUAGUCGUUCGCAAUCCGGUGAUAGCCAUUCGCAAUCCCCACCUGUUGUAAUUCCACCACCACCUGCAAAACACGUUGAGAGGGAAAAAUUCUUCAAGGAGAAGAAAGUUGACGGUGCCUCCGGUUUACCAGGUCAUAUGAGAGGCCUUUCUUUGCAUAGCCGCGAUGGCAGCAGCUCACGUAGUGGAAGCAUAGACUUCAGUGACUGAAACAACCAAAGCUCUCAUCAUCCAUCAUAUAUAUGUAUUCUUUCACGCUCGUUUCUUUAGGUAAUUUACAGAUGGAAAAAGUUUGUGUUGUGUGUACUUCUCCUUCUCUCCUUCUCUAGUGUUGUGAAUUUAGAAUAUAGCACGAACGACGAGAUCUGGUUAUGUAUACGAGUAAAGUACUUCCUUCCACUUCACACUUGUGUUACUGUUCCUGCUCAUAUGAAGCCGAAUGUUCAAAUG